Messenger RNA from Neofelis nebulosa (Clouded leopard), 583 nucleotides. RefSeq names its product glutathione S-transferase pi 1 (gene GSTP1). Gene Ontology annotation, biological process: glutathione metabolic process. Gene Ontology annotation, cellular component: cytosol. The record is from RefSeq and is a predicted model, not a curated record. Gene Ontology annotation, molecular function: glutathione transferase activity. NCBI's taxonomy places the organism in Eukaryota, Metazoa, Chordata, Mammalia, Carnivora, Felidae.
CUGGGGUCUCCCCGCAUCCCCCCACCCUGUCCUCCCCUCCCCAGGGCGCUGUGAGGCCAUGCGCAUGCUGCUGGCCGACCAGGGCCAGAGCUGGAAGGAAGAGGUGGUGACCAAGGAGACCUGGCUACAGGGCCCGCUCAAGGCCUCCUGUCUGUACGAGCAGCUCCCUAAGUUCCAGGACGGGGACCUCACUCUGUACCAGUCCGAUGCCUUCCUGCGACACCUGGGGCACACCCUUGGGCUCUACGGCAAGGACGAGCGGGAGGGCCUGGUGGACGUGGUGAACGACAGCUUGGAGGACCUUCGCCGGCUCUGCGGCCGCCUCAUCCACCGCGACUACGAGGAGGGCAAGGCCCAGUAUAUUCAGGGGCUGCUGGGUCACUUGAAGCCUUUCGAGACCCUGCUGAUCCAGAACCAGGGGGUCCAGGCCUUCAUUGUGGGCGACCAGCCCCUGGCCCCCGGCUGCCUGGACUCCCUCCCCCUGCUCUCGGCCUACGAGGCGCGCCUCAGCGCCCGGCCCAGGCUCAAGGCCUUCCUGGCCUCCCCUGAGCACGUGAACCGCCCUGUCUUCGGCGCCCGUUAG